This is a messenger RNA of Drosophila willistoni, 525 nucleotides long. Its product is annotated as myosin-2 essential light chain. Gene Ontology annotation, cellular component: myosin II complex. The transcript has a single exon. NCBI's taxonomy places the organism in Eukaryota, Metazoa, Arthropoda, Insecta, Diptera, Drosophilidae. The record is from RefSeq and is a predicted model, not a curated record. Gene Ontology annotation, molecular function: myosin heavy chain binding. The coding region runs from base 1 to 525 and encodes 174 amino acids.
AUGGCAUCAUCCCUUCCCCAAAAUACGACCACAUCGGAGACGGAGUCGGAGCCGUCUACCACCACUACUGACCCCGCUGAAUUGGAAAGAAUACGACGCAUAUUUCUGACGCAUGCUAUGCGCAGCGAUAAAAAAAUUAGCACUGCCCAACUGGGCGACUGUCUUCGUGUGGUGGGCAUCAAUCCAAGUGAGGCAUGUGUACGCCAACAUCAGCAACAAUUGCGGGAUGGAGCCAUCGGACGCAUCUCAUUCGAUGAAUUCAUGUCCGUCUAUGAGAAGAUCAGCAAGGAGAUGCAGAACAAUCCAUGCAACCUAACACAACAGGCUGAAGAGUUCAUAUCCGCUUUGCGACUAUUCGAUGAGAAGGGCACUGGACAUAUGCCGGCUGCCAGGCUGCGGCAUAUACUCACCCAAUGCGGCGAUUGCAUGAGUCCAACAGAUAUGGAUGAAUUGCUAAAGAAUCGGGUGAAUGCACAAGGCUUGGUGAACUAUAUCGAAUUUGUUCAUGCCAUUAUGAAUGGAUAG